This is a messenger RNA of Aspergillus novofumigatus IBT 16806, 1361 nucleotides long. Its product is annotated as sulfurtransferase. Gene Ontology annotation, cellular component: mitochondrion. The transcript is spliced from 2 exons. NCBI's taxonomy places the organism in Eukaryota, Fungi, Ascomycota, Eurotiomycetes, Eurotiales, Aspergillaceae. Gene Ontology annotation, biological process: transsulfuration. Bases 121 to 1137 code for a protein of 338 amino acids. Gene Ontology annotation, molecular function: thiosulfate-cyanide sulfurtransferase activity. The record is from RefSeq and is a predicted model, not a curated record.
ACUUCCCUCUACAGUCUACCCAGUUUGUCGAGGUUUACUGACCUAAUUUGAUCACGAUAUUCGUCAUUCGGUAUGUGAAUUGUUUUAUCGAUUAUUCCCACCUGAGAACUCGUCGCGAGUAUGGCUUUUGCGACUCUUCGUAGCGUUCCCUCACCGACUCGCUUGAUGCGUCCUACCAUGGCUAUUUCUCAGCAUCAGAGUCGCCAGAUCUCAUUCUCUUCCUACCUCGUGUCACCCAGGGAACUCAAUGAAGCUUUGAAGAAGAAUCCAACCACGAAGAUCUCCACUUCUCCGCGCGUAAUCCCUCUAUGUGCCGCGUGGUUUAUGCCCAAUGACCCCCAGGGCCGCAAAGGCAUUGAUGCUUUUCGAAAGCAUCGAAUCCCUCAGGCACGAUUUUUCGAUCUAGACGCGAUCAAGGACUCUGAAUCUCCCUACCCGCAUAUGCUUCCUACUGUGGAAACGUUUGCCGAGGCGAUGAGCGAGCUUGGCAUUCGACGCGACGACGAGGUUGUUGUUUACGAUACGGAAGAGCUUGGUAUCUUCAGCGCCCCUCGUGUUGGCUGGACCUUACGAGUAUUUGGGCAUCCCAGGGUUCAUGUCCUCAACAACUACAGGCUGUGGGUUCGUGAAGGCUAUCCGACAGAGACUGGGGAGCCAGCGCCUGUGGAGAAGACCAGCUACCCACUCCCACAAUUCGACUCUAAGCUGGUUAUUCCGUACCGGGAGUUGAAGGAGAUCGCCAAGGAACACCGAAAGGAAGGGUCAAAGGAGGUUGAGAUCCUGGAUGCUCGAUCUUACGGACGAUGGGCGGGUACUGAUCCCGAACCGCGCCCGGGGUUGUCUUCGGGACAUAUCCCUGGCUCCAGGAGCUUGCCUUUCCAGGAACUUCUUGACCCUGAAACAAAGACAUAUCUUUCUCCUGAAGAGCUGCGCAAGGUCUUUCAGAAACACGAAGUCGAUGAAACCAAGUCCAUCAUCAGCACAUGCGGGACCGGCGUGACGGCCAGUAUCAUUGAAACUGCUUUGAAUGUCGCAGAGUAUGGAAAUCCCAGUCUUCGGAGGGUUUACGACGGGAGCUGGACUGAAUGGGCACAGCGUGUCAACGACUCGGAGGGUCUAAUUAAGAAGGCGACCUGAGGAGACCCUUUUUUAUUGUGGCCAUGAUACGGUCUUGAAGGAUUUGUAUGACAGCAUUUCUGUUCUCUUGCCUUGAAUACAUAUCGGCUUGCGUUAGAGCGCUAACACACACGAAGAACUUAGAGCUUCACUGCUGUGCGAUAGAAUGUAAUACAGGGAAAAAAUAAUGUGCAUAGUCCUAUUUAUCUAGAAUCUUUAGCAUAAUGUGUCGGGUAAGGAUGGCG